Molecule: messenger RNA, 491 nt
Organism: Leguminivora glycinivorella
Lineage: Eukaryota; Metazoa; Arthropoda; Insecta; Lepidoptera; Tortricidae
Exons: 6
Coding region: 21-491 (156 amino acids)
Source: RefSeq, a predicted model, not a curated record
GUGAUGCCGCAAAAAUAGAAAUGUCCAGUCCGAAUGUAUCAGGCACACGGAUAAAUACUGAAAACCCCCUGGAAUCAGUAAAUGAUCCAGUGCCUGGUGUGCAUAUGGAUAUAUGUGAUACCAAACCAAUGGAAAUGUCCAGUCCGAAUGUAUCGGGCUCACGGAUAAACGCUGAUAUCACCUUGGAAUUGGUGAGUGAUCCAGUGCCUAUGGGUUUGUGUGAUACAGAACAAAUAGAAAUAUCCAGUCUGAAUGCAGUCUCCGGAAAAAAUAUUGAUAUCCCCUUGGAAUUGUCAAUUGAGACAACGCCACCUAUAUUGGAAGUCACGGAUAUGAAGUCAAAUGUCGACUGUGCCGAGUCUAAAUCACAUUCCAAUAAUAAACUGGCACCAAGCUUUAAUGCAAAACUAGGAUACAAGACGUCAGCAUCUUCAAACAGUCAAUUUGUACCAAAAAUUUCAAGAGGGCGAAACAAGGAGGUGAAGCCCUAA